AUGGAGUUCUUUCAUAAUCGUUCACAAAAUCUAAAUUUGAAUAGUACUUUAAGAUAUGAGGACAGCUACGUCAAUUCCUUACAAUUUAAUGGAUAUCAACUAAUGCGACCAUCUUCAGUGAUCAAUGACCCUGUUUUUGACAGUCAUAUACCAUCAACACCACCUCAUCUGCGAGUAGCAUCACCUAAGACUCCCCCUACGGUCAUCAGAAGACGGUCAUCUAUAUCAUCCACAUCAAGCGGUAUGAGUUCCUCUAGUACAGAAUUAGAUGAAAAUAAAUUGCAGCCAUUUACAACCUAUCGCUUGAAACCGAUUUCACAAAAAGUCAAAAGCAUGGUGAUGACUCUAACAGAAAGAGGACUGGUAUGUCUCGAAUUCUUAAAAGUGAAAAAUGGAAUUGAAACUAUUGUAGAGACAUUUACAGUGUCACAGGAUGGACAAGAGAUUUCUAUUAUGUACCCAAGACAGAGCAACGAAGAAUCAAACCACAAACGGAAUAAAGCCUAUUCCAUUCAAGAGCUUCCAGAAAGAUUUCAUAAGAAAUAUGAUCACGCAAGAAAGUUUGUUACAUUGAUUCAAUCAAAAACACCAAAAGUAACCAUGUACAACCAACAAGCUAAAUGUAUGUUGAUGGAAAAUGCACCAAUCGCCAGCUUUGAAAUUCAAUUUUAUAAUGGACGAAAGAUAAUCAAUAAUUGGAGUGGUAUGAAAUUAGUAGAUGAACAGCAGGGCAGUAUUUUGUCUCUAUCAUCACCUAGAAUUCAGCAACAAUUCAGUAACGAAAUCCAACAAAUGAUAAAGUUUGCCGAACAGUGUCAGCAACAAUGUGUUCAAUUUGAAGCUUUAAUAAAAUCUACUGCAAGCUGCGUUGAUGAUAAAAACGAACUGUUCCCAGUAAUUAUUGGAAAGAAACCCACUUCUAUUUCUGUGGUGGAGGAAGCAGUACCAUUCCAACCUAAACCCAACCCAGUUAACAUCAGUACCAUAAGUAGUAUCACAUCAAGUAGUUGUUCUAGCUAUUCGUCAGAUGCAGGCAGUAGUGUCAUCAGACAGAUCAGAGUUCCUAAUAUUGGACUAGCCUCUCAACUCGAUAAUGGUGAUAUUUGGGUAGAAUUUGAAGAUGGAAGUCAGUUGGGUAUCAAACCAACCGUCACAACUGUAACAUAUAUCAACCAAACCGGUGUAAUGACAAAAUACAGAAAAUCCCAGUCACUUCCAGACAACGUAAAAGCCAAACUUGCUUCUGUUCCAAUAGUUCUUGAGCAGUUAAUGACCUCACAGAAAGCAGAAACUAUGUCUGAACAGAGUUAUUAG
This is a messenger RNA of Lottia gigantea (owl limpet), 1314 nucleotides long. RefSeq lists its product as hypothetical. The transcript has 5 exons. The record is from RefSeq and is a predicted model, not a curated record. NCBI's taxonomy places the organism in Eukaryota, Metazoa, Mollusca, Gastropoda, Lottiidae. Bases 1 to 1314 code for a protein of 437 amino acids. Gene Ontology annotation, molecular function: protein binding.